AUGACUGAAAGCAGCCCGGGCACCAACUACAAAGAGUUUCGCCUACAUAGCAAUAAAAACCCCGACACCUUUGCAAGACAUCUUGUUGCCGGUUCGCUUUUUGGCAACCAAAAGCUGCCCAUAUAUCCCCGUUUAUUCAUGCAAAGGACCCCGGUACCCCGAAUCAUUGCUGCGUGCUACGUCGGCGACCAUCUCUGCGGCCACCCCGGAUACGUCCACGGAGGUCUACCGUUCGUUCUGUUCGACGACAUAUUCGCAUUGUGUGCCGGGAUGGGGUUCGAAAGCGGCGUCGCAAUGACAGCAAACAUGAAUAUCAACUUUCGCAAGCCCUUGCUUCCGGAGCGUCUAUGUAUAAUCCGUGCGGAGGUGGUGAGGCAACAAGGCCGCAAGGCUUGGGUUGAAGGCUCGGUGCGGAGUUUGGAUGUAUUCACUGCCAAAGAUAUGGAAAAAGUGUCCAUGGCCGAUAAUGCUGGAAUAAGUGCCGAGGAGGCGAAUGCGACUCUUGUCGCUGAGGCUACAGCGGUGUUUGUUGAGCCAAAGUUUGCUCAUUCGAUGGUCUCGCUACUUGGGAAUCAUUAG
Molecule: messenger RNA, 579 nt
Organism: Metarhizium brunneum ARSEF 3297
Lineage: Eukaryota; Fungi; Ascomycota; Sordariomycetes; Hypocreales; Clavicipitaceae
Gene: Them4
Product: Acyl-coenzyme A thioesterase
Source: RefSeq, a predicted model, not a curated record